Triplophysa rosa is the source of this 1521-nucleotide messenger RNA. RefSeq names its product phosphodiesterase 5A, cGMP-specific, a (gene pde5aa). Lineage: Eukaryota; Metazoa; Chordata; Actinopteri; Cypriniformes; Nemacheilidae. Gene Ontology annotation, molecular function: 3',5'-cyclic-GMP phosphodiesterase activity. Gene Ontology annotation, biological process: signal transduction. The record is from RefSeq and is a predicted model, not a curated record.
AUGGAGAGCAGAGAAGGUCACGAGAAUGACCAAUCAUUUUGUCUCCAUGUGCUUUCAUCACACAUGACAUUAUUUGGGUUGAUCUUGGAAAACAGUCAGCUGUAUGAGAACUCUGAACAAGAUAGCAAAAGCAAACAGCUAUUACAGGAGUUGGCCCUGUUGGUGUCACAUGAUUACCCCUCUGUGGAUGUCAUGCUUAACAAAAUGUCUGGCAUCAUCCUGCCAGUUACACAUGUGUGUCAGUUAGCCAAUAAAAGAAACGCAGCGCUUCCUGGGACUGAUGUUUCUAGCCGAGCUGAUGAGCGCUUCCUGGAAGACUUUGCGGUUUACUGCGCUUUAGGAUUAGAGAAAUUUAACACGCAGCAGAUGGGAGAUAAAAUCAGAGCCAAACUGGAUGUGACUAAAGAGGUCUUAUUUUAUCAGAUCUCGGCUUCACAAGAGGAGCUUCAAGCCCUGGAGGAGGCCAUUAUCCCAUCAGCAGACGUUCUCUGUCUACGGGAUUUUGGCUUCAGUGAUUUUGACAUGUCACAGAUGGCCAUGGCUCAGGCUGUUGUGCGCAUGCUCUUGGAUCUCAACCUACUCCAGGAAUUCAGCAUUGACUACAAGAGCCUGUGUCAGUGGGUGUUGAGUGUAAGGAAGGGCUACAGGAACGUAGCCUAUCAUAACUGGUGUCAUGCAUUAAGCACCGCCCAGUGCAUGUUUGCCAUACUCCAGGCAGCAGAUGAACUCAAGGGAACUAGUAAUUUAUUAUGCUGUACAUGUGACAUUUCUAAAUUUGCCCUGUUCUCUUAUCUUCUGUUUUAUAGGAGUAACCAGCCUCUGCUGUAUGGCCAUUCAUCCCUGGAGCAUCAUCAUUUUGAUAUGUGCCUUCUCAUUCUCAACAACCCUGUACGAUCCAUCCAUCCAUCCAUCCAUCCACUCAUACUUCUAUUCAUAACUCACUCAUUCAAUUUAAUACAGUUUAUUGAUUCAUUUAUUGAUUUUAAAACAAAUCCAAUUAUAAAAUCAAUUCUUUUCCACCCUUGUCUCUCUCAGGGCAGUCAGAUUGUCAGCUCGCUCUCUAAGAAAGAUUACAAGGCUUGUGUGCAGAUGAUUGAGAAGAAAAUUCUGGCAACAGAUCUUACUUGCUUCUUCAGGAAGAGAACUAUGUUCUUUGAGCGUGCUCAAAACAGCAGCUGUCUGUGGAAGGAUGAAGACCGCACAGAACUGUUAAGGUCAAUGCUAAUGACAGCAAGCGACGUAUGUGCAAUAACCAAACCAUGGCCUGUUCAGAAACGGAUUGCUAAACUUGGUGCAACCGAGUUCUUAGGAGACAGAGAGAAGUGCGAAUUUAAAACGCAGCCAAUUAAUGUGAUGGAUCGAGAAAACUUUACACGCUUACCUCACAUGCAGGUCGAUUAUAUUGACGGGAUUUGCUCACCGCUCUACAAGGCCCUGGCCAGCAUAUUCCAGUCCUGUUCCCCUUAGAAAGUGGAGAAGAGGAAGAAAGAAAAGGAACAGAAAAUGAAUGAUAUGAGGAAG